Messenger RNA from Parnassius mnemosyne (clouded apollo), 4390 nucleotides. NCBI's taxonomy places the organism in Eukaryota, Metazoa, Arthropoda, Insecta, Lepidoptera, Papilionidae. The record is from the annotation of a GenBank genome assembly.
AGGCGCCACCGCGCGUCUUCCCCAGCGAGUCGCUCAAUACAUGCUAUGAAGUCACACCGUGUUUUAUUAUUAAAAUACCGAGUUAUCCAGAAUCUCUCAGUGGCGACGAGGAUAGCAACGAACUCUUGGAAAAGUAUUUAUAAACGACAAGUAUUUAAUUAAAAUGUCGAUUGGAAGAAUUCCUGAGUUUGACCUACAUAAGGACGAUUGGAGGUCAUACGUCGACCGCCUCGAACAAUAUUUUGUUGUCAACAAAAUUUCGGAGGAUUUACAAGUUCCGACGUUAAUUACCGUGAUGGGAGCCGAGUGUUACGAACUGUUAGUGAAUUUAUGUACUCCAACCAAACAAAAAGAUAAAUCUUUUUUGGAAAUCACAAACAUUCUAGAAAAACAUCUCCAACCAAAACCAAGUACCCUCGCAGAAAGAUAUAAAUUCCGGCAUAGGAAACAAAAAAGUUGUGAAACAAUAGCGGAGUAUGCAGCAAUAUUGAAGAGGAUAUCGAAAUCUUGUGAAUUUGGUCAAUGGUUGGAAGAAAGUUUAAGAGAUCAGCUGGAUGCAGCGGCUGUGGAAGGAUACGGGCAAGGUGAAUCGUCGUGCAGCUCGAGCACGGCUGAGUGCCAGGCGAUGGCAGCGACUCGACGUGGCAACGGACGCGGUCGGCCAGGGAGGACGGCACCUACGGCAUCGAGGUGGCAGCGGCAGCAAGGAAAAGCAGCGGACGGAGCACAACAAUGUGCUGCGUGCGGUGGACCCCAUGGCGGCACGAAGUGUCGGUUCGCGGCAUAUGUGUGCAGAGUAUGUAAUCGUAAGGGGCAUCUACGUCGGAUGUGCCCAAACCUGACGACGUACCAUCACGUAGACAUCGGAACACCUAAAGUGGUCGAAUCGGACGAGACGGACAGUGACGAGGUAAGAAUAUUUGAUAUAAAAAAAUUGUCCAUAGAAGAGUGUACACCGCUAUGUAUUUCAAUCAACGUUCACGGAAAAGAUUGACAUGGAGUGUGACACGGGUAGCGCCGUAUCUUGUAUAAGUUACAAAUUUUAUAAACAUAAUUUUAGUGAUUUACCUAUCAGCAAAUGUAAUGUUUUACUUAGAUAUUACACAGGUGAAAUAGUUCGUCCGGUGGGGGUGGCUACGCCACUAGUGAGGUAUAAAAAUACACAAAAAAAAUUAAAUUUGUUCAUAAUCAGAGAUGGUAAAACCGUUCUUUUGGGUCGACAGUGGUUAGCCGAACUUAAUAUUCAACUACCAGUGUUUCAGUAUCACGAUGUAAACAAUGUUAAUUAUAAGGAUUUUGACGAAAGUAAUUUUAUGUAUAGAUUCAGUGAAGUAUUUGCGGAUGAGCUUGGACGGUUCAGCGGCGGGCGGGUUAGCAUCCACCUGCGGCAGGGGGCGCGGCCGGUGUUCAUGCGCGCGCGUCCUCUGGCGUAUGCGCUGCGGGAACCGGUGGAGCGAGCGCUCGAGCAGCUGGUGCGAGACGGCGUCCUCACGCCGGUGGAGCGCUCCGACUGGGCCACACCCAUUGUACCCGUUCUCAAAAAGGAUGGUAAUAUUAGAAUUUGCGCUGAUUAUAAAUUAACACUGAAUAAAGUGCUAGAAGUCGACCGUUAUCCCUUGCCACGCAUAGAUGAUUUGUUAUCGCGUUUACAUGGCGGUGAACGUUUCAGUAAGAUUGAUUUAUCUCAGGCGUACGCUCAGUUGGAGCUUGACGAAUCAAAAAAGUAUACGGUUAUCAAUACACAUAAGGGUUUAUACAUGUACAUUCGACUAGUUUACGGCUUGUCGUCGAGUCCAGGAAUUUUUCAAAAACACUUAGAAGAAUUAUUGACAGGGUUACCGAAAGUGGGUGUAUUUUUAGAUGACGUAAUUAUAACGGGUCCUGAUAGUCGUAGUCACAUAAAAAAAUUAUAUAAAGUGUUCGAGCGAUUGCAGUCUCACGGGCUGCGCGUUAAGAAAGAAAAAUGUGUAUUUUUCGCAGAAUCUAUGAACUACUUAGGGCACGUCAUUAGUAAAGAGGGUGUUCACACGUGUCCGGAAAAAGUCCGGGCAAUUGUAAACACGCCUGCACCCACCAAUAUUUCAGAACUGCGAUCUUUCAUCGGGCUAGUAAUGUAUUAUGGUAAAUUCGUACGAAAUGUUAGUUCAUUGCUGGCCCCGUUAUAUCGUUUGCUAAAAACCGGGGUUCGAUUCCUGUGGAGUACUGAGUGUCAAUUGGCAUUCAAUGAAGUAAAAAAAAUAUUAAGUUCGAGCGAAGUGCUUGCUCAUUAUACGUUAGACUUACCCGUGGUACUGACGGCGGACGCCAGCGGGGUCGGAGUCGGCGCCGUGAUAUCGCAUAUCACUGAAGAGGGAGAGCGGCCGAUCGCAUAUGCGUCGCGUACUCUCAGCGCGGCCGAGCGGGCCUAUGCGCAGAUAGAUCGAGAGGCCUUAGCAAUAAUAUUCGGUAUUAAAAAGUUUCAUCAGUACUUAUAUGGUAGAAAAUUCGUUUUAAGGACUGAUCACAAACCCUUGACGUAUAUUUUCGGCAGUAAAGUGGGCAUUCCAGUUAUGGCCGCUUCGAGAUUACAGCGUUGGGCAGUAUUAUUGUCGGGAUACAAUUAUGACAUAGAAUAUGUAAGUUCACACAAAAAUUGUGCAGAUGCGUUAUCUCGUUUGCCGCAACCGGUACAUAAACGGCUUCCGAAGUCGGAGGGAAUGAAUUACAUUAAUUUCGUAGAAAAUUUUCUCCCGGUCACAAAUGAUGACGUCAGAACGGCAACAGCAAGCGAUCCGGAAUUAAGUAGAAUUUUAACCUAUGUUCAGUCCGGAUGGCCCGCGUCCUGCCCAAAAGAAGUGUUGCAGCAAUAUUAUAUUAAACGUAAUGAACUAUACAUAGAUAGGGGCUGUAUUAUGUGGGGUUACCGCUUGGUGAUACCGCGCACUUUAAGAAAAAAAAUACUUAUGCAAUUACAUACUGGUCACAUGGGCAUUGUUAAAACUAAGUCCAUAGCUCGAAGUUACGUAUGGUGGCCUAAUAUAGAUACAGACGUCGAAUCCGAAUGCCGAGCAUGUGAGACGUGCGCGGUGGAGUCACAAGCACCCCCGCGCACCCCACCGCAGCCUUGGCCGUACCAUUUGCAGCCAUGGAGCAGACUCCAUAUAGAUUUUUUAGGCCCUUUUAACGGAAAAAAAAUUCUUAUUUUAAUAGACUCCAGUACGAAAUGGCUAGAAGUGUUUGAAAUGCCAAAAACAAAUGCUACAGCGGUUAUUAAGGUAUUACGGUGUACGUUCGCAAGAUUCGGCUUACCACUAGAGCUAGUAUCGGAUCAAGGGCCACCCUUCACUAGCGCGGAAUUUAAGGAGUUUUUAACACGAAAUGGUAUUCAGCAACGUUUCUCGCCUGCUUAUCACCCGUCUUCGAAUGGCGCCGCGGAAAAUGCUGUAAAUAUUUGUAAAAAAGCAAUAAAAAAAGCACAUAGGGAAUCAAUCGAUGUUGACGCCGCGUUGCAAACAUUUUUACUUACUUAUCGUAACAGUAUACACAGCAGCACAGGUGAAAGCCCUUCAAUGCUGUUACAAAAACGAACGUUACGAUCACGGCUAGACUUAUUACGAAGCGAUCGCGCGCUCAUAAAUAAGGUAAAUCAGGCUCAAAGUAAGCAAGUGGAGUACACGGGCGGGGUGCAGCGCUCGUUUGCACCGGGGGAACCUGUGUGGGUGCGAGAGUACGGCCACAAGGAUAGGUGGGUGAAGGGAACGAUAGUUCAUGGCGAAGGUUCGAGGAGAUAUUCUGUGGACAAGGGGGACAGUCGACAAGUAGUUAAGCACGUUGAUCAAAUCAAGCGCAGAUCAGGGUUGUACGACAUACCAUUCCCUGAGGAGCAAAGCGAGUCAAUGAGGGUACAAAUACCUGAUAGUAGUGGCUCGGCGAGACACGGAAUGUCGAAGGAGGACGACGGCCCGGACACAUCCCCGACUACGGUUGUGGGUGAUUCGGGAAAGGAGAGGAAACGGGUUUCGAGUGAACGCAUUAAAAGUCCUGGAAUCGAAUAUAGUACACCGCCAACGUCACCUAGUGCACCGUCGCCUGAACCGCCUCGAGCCCGAUCCGGGCGAGUUCGUAAACCUGUUGUUAGGUUUCAAGUUUAGCUUAGUUUAUUAGUUUAUUAGAUUUAGUAACUAAGUUUAGUUUAGUUUAUUACAUUUAUAGAUAAUGUAUUAUAUAGUUAAGGUAUUAUUAUAAGUACAUUUGUGAUUACAUAAUUAUGUACCUUACUUAAUAAUAUCUGAUAAUACCAUAUAUUAAGAAGGGAGGUGUGAUAUAUGUAGGUAUAAAUUAAUAUUGUAUUAUGUAGGUAGGCGCCACCGCGCGUCUUCCCCAGCGAGUCGCUCAAUACAUGCUAUGAAGU